Molecule: messenger RNA, 997 nt
Organism: Brassica rapa (field mustard)
Lineage: Eukaryota; Viridiplantae; Streptophyta; Magnoliopsida; Brassicales; Brassicaceae
Product: MLP-like protein 43
Biological process (GO): defense response
Source: RefSeq, a predicted model, not a curated record
AGAACUCACUCAUAAAAAGAAUAGCACACUCUCAUAAAACCUCUAAUUUUCUAACCAAAUCAGCAAGGGACAGAAGGGCGGGGUUGCUACUGAAACUACCAAGAAAUGGAGGAAAAGGUGGAGACGCCGGUGACCGUGGCACCAACUAUGACGGUGGAGACUACAAGCGCCGAAGAAGCGGAGACCAAGGUGGCGGUGGCAUGUCCUCCUAAAAAGGUUGAGGCCACAAAUAAACAGGCAGAAGAGGAGGUGAAGACAACAGAGACGUCUAGCUUGUUGGGGAUGGUUGAGGCAUACGUGGAGAUCAAAGCUUCCGCUGAGAAGUUUCAUCACAUGUUCACCGCGAAACCGCACCAUGUUUCCAAAGUAUCUCCAGGCAACAUUCAGAACUGUGAAUUGCACGAGGGAGAUUGGGGCAAACCCGGCUCUAUCAUCUUCUGGAACUACUUUCAUGAUGGAGAGGCAAAGGUGGCAAAGGAGAGGAUCGAAGAGGUGGAUCCGGAGAAGAACCUGAUCUCGUUUAGGGUUAUAGAAGGUGAUCUGAUGAAAGAGUACAAAAGCUUCUUGGCCACGAUCCAGGUGACCCCUAAGCAUGGUGGGACAGGGAGUAUUGUGCACUGGCACUUUGAGUACGAGAAAAUUAGCGAGGAGGUUGCUCAUCCCGAGACUCUCCUCCAGUUAUGGGUCGAAAUGUCCAAAGAGAUUGACGAACAUCUCUUGUCCGAGGAAUAAAAUGUGUGUGUGCCUUAAGUUCUGUAUUUUAUUUAAAAUUCAAUAAGGGACUAAGGAGCCGUGUCCCAGUUUGUGAGAGAUUAUAAAUGAUGAGAGUGCCGUGAUAUUAUGUGCGUGUAUAAGUGUAUACUAAGAUCGUUUUACGUUGGACGUGGUAACUUUGAGAAACGACGUGUACUAGCUACGAUGAGGCUGCUAAAAAAAAUAUAAGACUAUAAGUAUUGUAUGUUUGCUAAUAAUAGUAUACGUUUGGGUUAAAGAUUUA